AUGGUGCUCGAUUCACAAACUUUCAUCGAUCACGAAUGCAUGGAGGUCUUCAAGGAUUUUUCCAACCCACCCACUCGUCGCAGGCUGCACCACCCACCCACUCGACCUCAUCAAAGUCCGAAUGCAACUUCAACAAACCCACACUCUCCGCCCAGCCUUUUUCACCUUUCACGCUCCCAGCCCAAUGCCGCCGCCUCCGUCCUCCGGCCCCGUCUCCGUCGGCCUCCGCAUCGUCCAGUCGGAGAGCCUCGCCGCAACUACAACGGCGUGUUCGACGCGAUACGGCGCAUGAGUAACCAAGAGGUCGUUGGUAGCCUGUGGCGCGGUUCAGUGCUUACGGUGAACCGCGCGAUGAUCGUUACGGCUUCUCAGUUAGCCUCGUACGACCAGUUUAAGGAAACUAUUCUGGGACGCGGUUUGAUGGAGGACGGGCUGGGGACCCACGUGGCAGCGAGUUUUGCGGCGGGUUUUGUGGCGUCCGUUGCGUCGAACCCCAUUGAUGUUAUAAAGACUAGGGUGAUGAACAUGAAUGCUGAGGCUUACAAUGGAGCCUUGGAUUGUGCUCUCAAGACUGUUAGGGCUGAAGGACCUCUUGCCCUUUAUAAAGGUUUCAUCCCUACAAUUUCAAGACAGGGUCCUUUCACCGUCGUCCUCUUUGUCACCCUUGAACAAGUCAGGAAGCUGCUUAAGGAUUUUUGAAUUUUUUAUUCAUUUGGACACCUUCACUAUUCAUUCAUUGGUUGAGAUACAUACUCAGAUGAUGGCGAAACAUUCUUUUAUUUAGGGAUUAGUUAUUGAGGUUUUGGAACUUUGGAGGACUAUACCUUCUUGAGAUUCAUAUUCAAAUUUCAUCAAAUAUAGUAGUAUUUACCAACAAUGUAAACAUUAAUCUGGAAUAGAAAUUCAGUCUUGAUUCUUCAAGUUCAA
Molecule: messenger RNA, 927 nt
Organism: Glycine soja
Lineage: Eukaryota; Viridiplantae; Streptophyta; Magnoliopsida; Fabales; Fabaceae
Product: mitochondrial uncoupling protein 4-like
Exons: 2
Coding region: 1-699 (232 amino acids)
Biological process (GO): malate transmembrane transport; thiosulfate transport; phosphate ion transmembrane transport
Cellular component (GO): mitochondrial membrane
Molecular function (GO): thiosulfate transmembrane transporter activity; antiporter activity; succinate transmembrane transporter activity
Source: RefSeq, a predicted model, not a curated record